AUGUCAACAACUACAACGGCAACACCAAAAACGGAGCUUGAGAAUCCGAAAAAAGAGGAACCAACUGGCGGAAAGCAAUUUAUUAUUGUUGGAAUCAUUGUUGUAGUCUUGAUGGUUAUUGCUGGUGCUUCAAUGUUCACAAUUCUCUUCACACAAUCGAAAAUCGACGAAGGUCCAAAAAAUAGUAUCGAAAAGCAAAAAGCGGGUAAGGAUAAUCUAAAAAAUAACACAUUUUCAAUCAAAUAUUUUUUGCAGACACAAUUGCUGCUAUUGAUGAAGCAAUCAAAGUGGUUGAAGGGUUUCCGAGACUUUUGGAUAAUUCGUCUCCUGAACAAAUUUCGCCCAAAUUGUUCAAAUUGAUUCGUGAAAAACUUGGCCUCGCCAAUUUGGUAUGUUUUUGAAUUAUUCCUCCCGAAGCCUCGAAAUUCAAUUCCAACCUUUACAGACAGAAUCGGAAUUGCUCGAGGAACACCGAAAUAGUGGAUUUCAGGAAGUUUAUAUAGAGAUUAAAGACAAUGCUGCUUGUCCACGACCACCGCCGACUUUGAUACUUGAAAAAGUUCCUUUUAUAAAAUUGUUGAACAAAGCAGCCGAAGGACAAAGAGAAAAAUUGAAAAAGAUCAAUGAUCCGAUCAAUAUCUAUGAAGCCACUUUCGUUGAAUUGCUAAGAAGAGAAUUUGAAAAAUCAGGAGCAUUGUCCAAAAAAAUACUUGUUGGCUAUUCGAAAAGUAUUAUAAAAAUGCUGAAAGAAUUCAAGAAAUUAACUGUGGCUAGAUAUGAUUCAAUCAUUCAGUCAUAUGAAAAACAAAUAGCUGCACGAAAAAUUGCUGAUAUUGGUGUUUUGGUGAUGGCGAUAACUUGUUUGUCAAUUACUUGUAUAUUGCUCGUUACUAUCAUGAUUUUAUUCAUCUUAUAUCAAAAACAGAAAAUAUCAUUCGACAAACUCAAGCGAUAUUCAAAUAUUCUUUUGCUCGUAUCUGUGAUAUUCGCAAUUUCAUUAUUGAUUUAUGCAGUAGUUGGUUCAAUUGGUAUUUCACCAUUUGGUUAUGAUUGCAAAUUGAAACUCGAGGAACAAACAUCAGACAUGAAGUUCACGAAUUUUGAUGGAAAAGUGAUUGAUAUUGGGUUUGUUACAUUUGAUGAAAACAUAAAAUGUGAAUGUUAUUUUCAGAUCAAUUACAAGUGGUUGUAAAAAAGGCGAAUCGGUAUAUUCGAAAAUGGCUCCACAGUUGAAUGCUCAAAACAUCCGAACAAAUUUGGAUAAUUUGGAAAAUGUUGUCACCACGUUUACUGAUAAACUGCAAUUCGACUCCCCAUUCAACAGUUAUGAAAUCAGUGAUUUAAGUAUUCCAGUGGAACAGCAACAUGAUGAACUUUCGAAGUACAAAAAAAAGCCUUGUAUGAAAGAUGUUUUGGUUUAUCUGAAUGAUAUGCUUAACAAGGUGGAAGUUAUCCUGAAAUCAUUGGAAGCGUUGAAACAGUAUUCUAAAGAGAUUUCGGAUAAAAAUUUGAAGGCAGAUUUCAACCAAUUUAUACCAGCAUCAUUUGAAUCGUUGAAAACUGUUACAGAUAACGCAGUGAAUUCCAUCAAUGUAAGUUUAUUAUUUUCAAUUUCAAACGGAAAAUAAAUUGUCUAACAUUUCAGGAUCAAUUUGAUAAAACUGAUAUCAAAUGUUAUCAAGAAGUUCCGGGCGGAUUAUGUAACGAAUAUAGCAUUUAUUUCAACAAUGUUAUGAUUGUCAAUUGGAUUAUGUUUGGUAUCAUUUUUCUGAUUGUUGUAUUGUCGAAAUUGCUUAUUUGGAUUCCAAAAUCAAUUAUUCGAAAAAAGGAAAAAAUGGAGGAGAAAGAAGAAAAGCCAAAGAACGAAAAUCUGCCGAAUAAAGAGGAUCAAAAAAUUGCUCCAGCUGUGGUUGAUGGACCCAAUAAAGAUAUCAAGGAAAAGAAAGAGGAACAGGGAAAAGAGGAAGAAGAAAAAGAGAUAAAUGUAAGAGAAUUUUUUGAAAUUUUUUCCAAAAUUUGUUUGUAAUUUUAACAAUUUUUCUAGGAACUUCUCAACAUAAUUAAGACUCUAAAACUAGAAGUUGCGAAUUUGAAAGAAAGCGUAGAAGGACAGACACCAAUUCAAGAAAGACCUGAUCAAUCGAAACCUGCUGAUCAUGACAAACCAGCCAACUCGAAAAAUGAUAAAUCUUCUAAAUCGAAGAAAGUAAGAUUAUUUUUCAUAGAUCAUUUUGAAAAAGGAGGAAAAAUUAACAGAAAACUUUAACCAAUUUUUCCAGGAACUUCGCAAGACAAUUGCUGAUCUAAAACUAGAAAUUGCGUAUCUCCGAAGUAAAAAAACCGCUAAAAAACCAGCAAACUCGAAAAAUGGACAAAAAUCGAAAUCAAAAUCGAGAAGUGAAAAGACAGCAAAAUCCGAGGUAAGAUUAUUUCUUUAGAUCAUCGAAAAAUGAGAAUAAUUUUACAAAAUUGUUGUUUUUGUGAAUAUCUGUUUCACUUCACUGGAAACCAACAAUAUUAUCGAUUUUUCAGUUUGCGAAACCACCUAUUGUCAUCGUAGGCGGAAAAGAUGUUGAAGGCAAACGUCACCUUUAUCAAUUUGGAAUUCCAGCACAUCUACAGGACACAAUAGAAUAA
Caenorhabditis angaria is the source of this 2637-nucleotide messenger RNA. NCBI's taxonomy places the organism in Eukaryota, Metazoa, Nematoda, Chromadorea, Rhabditida, Rhabditidae. The record is from the annotation of a GenBank genome assembly.